Molecule: messenger RNA, 3494 nt
Organism: Gamsiella multidivaricata
Lineage: Eukaryota; Fungi; Mortierellomycota; Mortierellomycetes; Mortierellales; Mortierellaceae
Exons: 5
Coding region: 113-3379 (1088 amino acids)
Molecular function (GO): protein binding
Source: RefSeq, a predicted model, not a curated record
CAAGUCAAAGGCAAAGUCGUCGUUAGGAAACCAUCCCUCAACCCCGACUGUAACCUCAACCUCGAUCUCGACUUCUGUCGUGCCAUCGCAACGGGCGCCUCAUCGCACCGCUAUGCCAACACAGACACCACCACUCUCCUCGCCCUCGCCCUCGCCCACACCUUCGCCCUCCCCCUCAACUCCGUCAUCUUCCUCGGCCUCUCAUGUCACUCAGUCAGCAAUAACAUCUCCUGAAGCUGCUUUCUCAUCCCCUUUGACUCUGCUUCCUCACACGCGCGUUGCACCCAUGACGACAUCCUUGACAUCAGCAGCUCAGCACACCCCAUCUGCUGCUUUCUUAAACAGCGACAAACAUCAACAGGAUCGCCAGCCGUAUGAAUGUGACCCGUCUAUGCAGGACGACAAUGGCAAGCAUCUGAACACGUCUACUAGUCUAUCUCAAACGACUACACCAGUUAUUCAACCGCCCGAGGCUAAUCCAAAGAACGACGGUCAUACGCCGCAGCAGGACCAGGCACAGUCAUUAUCUACCUCCAGGACCAUCCCAUCGACCUUUAUCACACUUGCAGAUGGCCAGGAUAUUGGUUCGGACGAUGACGAACUUGAAGGUGUAUCAGCAGCAGCAACCGGAUCUACUCGUAGGCGUAAUGUCACUACAGAAGCGGCGCCUUCGACUGGACCGUACCUGUCCACAGGCACCGUUGGCCAAAGAUCACUUUCGACACCAAACCUCCACGCCGACAACAGCCUGAUCAUCUCGCCCGCUAACAGCCCGCCCGGCUCUCCCGGACUGCCAGCCAUUGCCUCUGUCACGGACUCUAGCCUCCCUUUGGCCAUGUCCUUGGACAGUGAAUCAACUAGUUCUCCUGGGAGUCCCAGCAUCAUGCUCUCGCCAGCGGCUUCUCCAAACUCAUCACCACGCCUCACUCCUCGAGCGUCAACGACAUCUGUAUCAGGAAUAGCACUCUCGAGCUCUCGAACGAUGAACACAGACCGCCAGGGUAGUAGACCGUCUUCCUCCAAAACAGCAAAGACGUCGACUGCUGUUCCGGAUAGCGUAAAAACAUUGAAGUCCUCCAAAAACAAGACCAUCAAUAGACACUCAGUCACAUCACUAUUCGACACCGGUGCAUCGUCCAUGACACUACCGACCAACUUUGCCAGGAAAGGAUCGCUCACUCAGGACGCUGCAAACGCAGGCAACAAUGCUGGACUCGCAGGACUGUUUGUCGCCCAAUCGCAGGAUCUGACCAGCACGCCUUUCAGUCUCACUUUGGCAGAAUUCAGGCUGAAUGAUAUCUAUCCAAAGAGACAACGUCGACUCUUGACAGUACUGCACCGUAUGGACAGCCGUCUACGAAAGGAGGGUGUCAUCAAGAAGCUUACAAAGGAGCAGCUGAAAGGAAAGCCAGAUAAGGAGAUUAUGAAGCCAAACCGCAAGUCAUUGAACAAGGAAUAUGCUAAGAAGGGAAGCCAAGGGGGAUUCAUGGCGCAGAGGGUACCCGCAUUUCUCAGAUCCAAGAAGCUGAAGAAGAGGACACGCCCAGUCAUUCUUCACAAUAUCGAAAUGGCAAUCCGCGAUAAAAAGCCGGAGCUGGCACUCCAGUACAUCAGCUUGCUUCCGUCCAACGCUCUCAAGAAGAAAAAGAAGAAAUCUUACUCGGAUCUGAACCACUGCAUGCUUCUUGCUAUGAUCUACAGGAUGGAGCAAGUGGCCAUUGAACUCGUGGAGCGGGGAUUCCCUAUCGACGUCAACUACCCGAUCAUUGGAAAGGCGCGGGAUGAAUAUCGCACCAAGCCAGGAAGAACCGGCCCUUUUGAAUACCCAAGCUACUUUAUUGUCGCCGUUGGUCUCGGCAUGGCCGACCUCGUCCAUGCCAUGAUCAAGAAUGCGAAUCUCAAUCAAUCGUGGUGCGGCCUCACGCCACUGCUGCUGGCAACGACGCUGAACGAGUGCACGAACGCGACAUGCCCGCCGCCAACAUUACCCCCUGCAAAGCUGGCCAGCAUGCUAUCUAGAGGCGAGAAGUUUCACUUGGAUAUGGCGUCCCAGACCCUCAUCAACCAGCUCCCUUCGUCUUUCAACAAAUCAACCAACACUCAGUUCCGCAUCCCAGGAUACACGCCUACGAGUCCCAACAGUAUUGUCACCACAUUGCUUGAAUACGGUGCGGAUCCCAACCAAGGUAUCACGCUGCAGCAGUAUCUCUGGGCCAACAAGUUAAAGGGUAUGGGUGUUCUCUCUCGUCGGCGCAAGACUGUUGAUUCCCAGAAUGCUACCAUCGACAACCCGAUCGAAUUUUACAUUGCCGCUAGGAGACAUGAGAGUGGGCGUCAAUGGCUGAGUCACGAGGAGAUUAAGGCCCGCAAGGCAGCCAAGACGCAGGCUGCUCAGCCUGGGGAUGGCAAGAAGCGAUUCUCGCCAGAGAUGCAGGAAUUUUGGAAGGGCAAAUCGAUUCUACCUGUGGAGCUGGCGAUUGCCUCAGGAAAUUUUGACUGUGCCAGGUCUAUUCUUCAACGGUUGAAUCAAAACUCUUUGACGACGUCUUCGUUCGGUCUGCUGCUCCAGAAUGAUGUCAUGCUAACCUUGUCGCUGAUCAAGUCUGGAAGCCCAGUGUCGCAACAUGACUUGCAUGGGUGCACACCCUUGCAUUUGGCGGCCCGAAGAGGCCACCUGGAGAUGGUAAUGGUUCUGGUCCAGCUCGGCGGCGACGUCAACAGUCGGGGAGAGCGACAGUGGACACCUCUGCACGAGUCGAUCAGUCAGAAUCACAGCAGCAUUUCAUCUCUCCUUAUUGCAUGCGGAGCGGAUCUGCAGGCCAAAAACGAUGCUGGCGAGACGCCAGAAGAUGUUGGCCGGAGACGUGGAUUGGCUCCAGAGAUCCUCUCUGAACAUUUAGAUGUGGCAAAAGCAAAGAACCGUAGCGCAGGUAUUGUCAACUCGUUUGCGAGUCAUCUUUCCAGCCAUGUAUCGGCAGCGGUAGAGACCCGGUCAGGAGCAUCUUCUCGCAGAGGAAGCUUUGAGCAACUGACGUCGAACACAUUACAGUCGAUGAUCAUGGGGAGCUCAGAGAGGAACGCUAGUCUGGACCAGUCCCGUCUUUCUCAGCACUAUACUUCGCCUCUUGCGGAUAUCAGUAAUGGUGUCAGCAACAACAACAACAACAGCAACAACAACAACAGCAGCAGCAGCAGCAGUGGGUUUAAGUCACCGCUGUCAAGGUCUGAGGACUCUUUGCACCAGACGAACGGCAGUGGCAGCGGACCAAAUACGCCGCUGACGCCAACCUCGAGCACGUCGAGUCUGAACGGCAGUCGAGGCAGCCAUAGCGAGAAGAAGAAGAAAGUGCGGGGGUUUCUUAAGAAGAUCUUUAACUAGACAAAACAGAUUAUUACCUAUAGAAUCAAAUCGUAUGAACUACAGGUCCUUUGGCCCUUUUUUUUUUUUUUCAAGACUAAUAUAGAGAUUGCUGGCAUGUCGCACGUGAUAUUCU